This is a messenger RNA of Cercospora beticola, 1854 nucleotides long. RefSeq lists its product as uncharacterized. Lineage: Eukaryota; Fungi; Ascomycota; Dothideomycetes; Mycosphaerellales; Mycosphaerellaceae. The record is from RefSeq and is a predicted model, not a curated record.
CCUGCUGCUCUAGCCUCAUGCAAACAUGGCUGGCUCGCUCGGGUGCGCUGCUGCACCCUAUCUGUCUCGUCGAGCCGCAGAGCCUCUGCUUGCAUUGCUAGAUCGUGGAAAAUGCACUUGACGAGAUGAUCUGCAUCCUGCCGGCCAGCCAGCGCCUGUCAUUUAUCAUGCCUCGCUUCUUCUUCACGCUGUGCUGCACACGUCCGCUGAUGCACGACGCCCGAGCACGAGCUGUCGCUGCGUCCAGGCCCCAAUCGACGUCCCCCAAAAGCACAAAAUUGCACUCACCUAUCCGGGGCACUGCUUCCCUCCGACCGCGCUACUGACAUCGACUUCAUACCCAUUCGCCUUGCGCCUCCCGACCUGCCCUUGUAUGUUUCACCCACCGCACCACCAGCUCGAGGCCCUCCAUGCAAUCGCCACCACAGAAUUCGUCGGCGGACGACUCACCCGCCCCGGGUCGCGGCAACAACGCCAGUGGCCCGAGGCGCAAUCCCCCGCUGGUCAUUGUGUCGGAGCGAGGACGACAUAGUGAGGCCUCGCGCCGCAUCGUUCGUGCUCAAGCUGCUCGUGCGAGUGCCGCCCAAAGCAGGGAAACCCGAGCCCGGAACCGCGAGACUCAGCAGGCAAAUCAACCACCUCGACCAGCCGAAGCCACAACAUCGAACAACCCACCGAGGCCGCAGCCAAGCCAUAGCCAUUCACAACGAUCGUACCAGGAGCCACGACGGCCCCAGCCUCCAGCCCCGGAUCCGAGACGGAACGAAGACAACUUCGACAGCGAUGGCAUCCUGAAGCCUUUGGUCAAUUGGAUCACCAACAUCCUGCAUUUGACUGCAGCUUCAUUCGUUUCCGGCGCAGCUGCUCUUGCCUCCGGUGGCCGGCCCGAUUUGAAGAAUGCUAACGACGUACUGGUCGGCGGGCAUGGCUACAUCGCAGACAGUGGAGUCAAGAUGGAAGAAGUGCAGGUAGAUCGCGGCCUGUUUAAUCGACGCCUACCCAUCGCGCUUCCCCGUGGCUUCACGACGCUACAGACGCGAAUCACGAUAUCUGACGACUUCAUGGUCCUGCUGAGCCGAACGGCUUGCUUCGACUACGCCAGUAAUGGUGUGCAAGACCGACUGAACGAAUUACUCUUCGACAUCGUGAUGAACACCGCCACGACGGCUGUCCUGGAUCCGCUGCAGUCGAGCGAUCAUCCCAUAUCGAAGCAUCUGCGGCUGGCAUGCGUAUGUCUGACCAUUUUUCAAGGUCAGCGGGUAGAUGGUGCGACUUUUGCUGGAAAUCAAAACUACGAUCUCGGACUGCAAGCCGCAUGGAACGAAGCCAUGGUGCUCGACCACGCCGCUUUGCAAGACCAAAAGUCCGCCGAGGCUGCACUGUGGGCAGUCUUUGUGAUCAGCGUGACUUGCGGGUCAACAGUCACCUUCUAUCAUCAGCUGCUGUACAGCCUAAUGCAAGACUUACAAUUGGCGUACUGGAGUCAAGUUCGGAACGUGCUGCUCGACUUCAUCUACCCAGGCUCAUUCAUCGACGCCCCGAUGCAACAGUUCUACCACAAACUGCAUCGUGAUCGGGAAUACUCGCUCGUGCCACCAGGGUGAACACGCCGACCGAUGGCAUAAUCUCCAAAAAGUACAUAUACUUGCGCGCAUCGGCCGUGCAAGCCACUCUCGUAGAUCGACAUGCGCUGUCACAAAUCGGGGAGGUCGUAUCGGGGAAAGGCUGACUCCAAGCCCUAAGAUUGCAUGGGCAGUACAUACGUUCAUGGCACAACGCAAUACACAUCAAAGCUGCCGCGACUGAGAAGUCGUAGUUCGGGGACGGAUACAGGGCGUGGCUGGCAGAGAUGCC